AUGCCAAAGAUCAGACAUUCACGAACUAAAAAACCUCCACAAGGCUUCGAAGACAUCGAACCAGUUUUAUUGGAAUUUGCUCAAAAAAUGAAAGAUGCUGAAAACGAACCACAUGAAGGAAAACGUCGUGUUGAAUCUUUAUGGCCAAUAUUUCGAUUACACCAUCAGAGAUCGCGUUAUAUAUAUGACCUUUAUUAUAAACGAGAGGCCAUCUCAAAAGAAAUUUAUGAUUAUUGUUUAAAAAACGGUUAUGCUGAUGGAAAUUUAAUUGCAAAAUGGAAGAAGAAGGAUCAAAAAUCAAAACAGAAAAGACUUCAAGAAGAACAGGAAGGUGAAGAGGUGGAAGGUGAAGGUGUGGAAGAGCAGCACCAACGACAAUUAAAUCAAUAUAUGGCAGCUCAACAAGAAACAUAUGGAGAAUCAUCUUCGCAGUCAACAUUAGCUACAGAUUCAAGAGUUGAUGCAGUGGAGGUAAAGAUAAAAAAAUUGGAUGCAGAACUUGUCAAAUACAAAGAUCAAAUGAAGAAGAUGAAGGAUGGGCCUGCAAAAAAUACGGUCAAGAGCAAGGCGUUAAGAGUUCUUAAACAAAAAAAAUUGUAUGAAUCACAACGAGAUCAACUUCAACAACAAUCAUUUAAUAUGGAGCAAGCGUCAUUCACCACAGAUAAUCUACGUAAUGUGAUGACCACCGUUGAUGCGAUGCAAACCGCCAAUAAAGAGAUGCAAAAGCAAUACAAAAAGAUUGAUAUUAAUAAAAUCGAGCAAGCUAAUGAUAUACAAGAAACACUUGGUAGAACGUAUGGGCUUCCUGAAGAUAUUGAUGAAAAUGAAUUAGAAGCAGGUUUGGAGAUUAUCUUGGAAAAUAUUAUUUUGUAG
Messenger RNA from Entrophospora sp. SA101, 876 nucleotides. Lineage: Eukaryota; Fungi; Glomeromycota; Glomeromycetes; Entrophosporales; Entrophosporaceae. The record is from the annotation of a GenBank genome assembly.